Molecule: messenger RNA, 3655 nt
Organism: Scatophagus argus
Lineage: Eukaryota; Metazoa; Chordata; Actinopteri; Scatophagidae
Gene: skor1a
Product: SKI family transcriptional corepressor 1a
Exons: 9
Coding region: 222-2489 (755 amino acids)
Biological process (GO): negative regulation of transcription by RNA polymerase II; negative regulation of BMP signaling pathway
Cellular component (GO): transcription regulator complex; nucleus
Molecular function (GO): DNA-binding transcription factor activity, RNA polymerase II-specific; RNA polymerase II cis-regulatory region sequence-specific DNA binding; SMAD binding
Source: RefSeq, a predicted model, not a curated record
UACAAAGAGGGGAAGGACUGCGUGUAGAAACCCCACAGGAAAGGUGAGGGUCCGGUGUGAAGACGUGGCUGCUCGUAAAAAGAAAAACCAAAUAAAAAUGUCUGACUGCUUUUUCUUUUUCCUCACUUCACAGACUUCCUGCUGUUCAUUUGCCAACACUGAGUGUGCUUCUGUCCAUCCACCUGCUGCAGCGCACUUCUGUCUGCAUAAGGCUUCCAGGGAUGGAGUCGAUGUCCGCACAGCUUCGAGACGCGGGACGAGACGCCAGCUCUUCCCCCGGUUCAAAGCAGGACGCGCAGAGCUUCUCCAGGCCCAGCUCCCUCAAACCAAACCAAGUGAGUGAGACCUCGCUGUACGGGGUGCCCAUCGUGUCUCUGGUCAUAGACGGUAAAGAGAGACUCUGCCUGGCACAGAUUUCUAACACCCUGCUGAAAAACUACAGCUACAACGAGAUACACAACCGCCGGGUCGCUCUGGGCAUCACCUGUGUGCAGUGCACACCCGUCCAGCUGGAGCUUCUGCGGCGCGCCGGGGCCAUGCCCAUCUCCUCCAGGCGCUGCGGCAUGAUCACCAAACGGGAGGCCGAGAGGCUCUGCAAGUCCUUCCUGGGAGCGCACUCCCCCCCGAAGCUGCCAGAAAACUUCGCAUUUGAUGUGUCUCAUGACUGCGCCUGGGGCUGCAGGGGCAGCUUCAUCCCCGCCAGGUACAACAGCUCCAGAGCGAAGUGCAUCAAGUGCAGCCUUUGCAACAUGUACUUCUCCCCAAACAAAUUCAUUUUCCACUCCCAUCGCACCACAGAGUCCAAGUACCUGCAGCCGGACGCGGCCAACUUCAAUUCGUGGAGACGCCACCUGAAACUGACGGACAUAAAAUCUGAGGACAUUAUCCACGCGUGGGAGGAUGUAAAGGCCAUGUUCAACGGGGGGAGUAGAAAAAGGACUCUGCCCAUGAACGGCUCGGGAAUGUCCUCGUCGAUGAAGUCACAGGCCUCGUCCAGUCUGGCCCAGUCACGUUCCCCUGAGGUCCCCCACAAAACUUUACGGUGCGACGAGGAUCAGGGGAAUAAUAACCUGAGUUUGGCGAGCGGCGCACGGACCUACCCAGUCAUCCCAGUGCCCAGCAAGAACUUUGGCAUGCUCCAGAAAAUCCCCCCACCUUUGUUCCCCCACCACCCGUAUGGCUUCCCCAGCUAUGGGCUCUGUCCGAAAAAGAGCGACGGUGUGCCUGAUGCGAACAAAACCAAUGUCUCCAGCGUGUUUUGGCCUGCCGCGAAGGACACCCUCUACCCUGCUUUCUCAAUGUUUUGGCCUACAGCUGGUGGCCUACCCAUGGCUCCCUACCCGGGGUCUCCACCCAAACUCCCUCCAGAGAUGCCAGGCAUCCGUCAGGGCGAGCUUGACUUAUCGGACCAAAGCGACCGGUGCGCAAACACACCCAAAGACACCAAUCACCACCCACACCACCAGCAGGACUGCGGAGAGCGCUGUUCCAGCUCCCAGUCCUCCUCCACCAGGAAUGACGAGGACAAGUCGGGGGAUGAGACCUCCCAGAGGAAAAUCAGCUACGUCUCGGCCUUCAGACCCGUGGUUAAAGACGCGGAGACCAUCGCCAAACUCUACGGCAACCGGGACAGCUACGGCGUGCGCCCUGGCUGCCUGUCCCCGGAUUUUAUCAGCGAGAGCUCCAGUUACAGGUCGAUAUCACCGGACAGAGAAAGCGUGGUGAACGACGACGAGCUGGACGUGGACGUGGAGUCCAACCGUGGACAAGACGAGGAUGAUCCGGCCGAGAUCUCGCCGGGAGGGGAGAAAGAUGACUCUCCUGUGCCGGACCGGAUCUCUUCGGGUGCUGAGGAGAGCCAGGACCAGCCUGAUGUCUCCAGCCCCGCAGCGGAAGCAUCAGCGGAGGACUCCGCGCACACUGGGUCAUCAGAUGAGGACAGACGGAUCCGUAAUGGCUCUCCUCUUCAUGAAGUGUACGCUCCUGAAAAGGACGGCCACGUGCUGCUGAACGAGCCUCCGUCGUUUGGCUCCAAACAAUCGAGCAGAUCCGACGGUGUUCAUCAUGUGUCUGAAAUACACAACCACCACGAGGAGCAAAGGGACCGACAAGCCGAUGGAGCUUUACGCAUCGACAUCAGCAUGCACGAAAGAAAUCUGGAGAACAUGGCCAAAGAAGAAUUGCAGAAGCAGCUUGCAGAACAAGUUGAGCUGAGGAAAAAGCUGGAGAGAGAAUUUCAGCAUUUAAAAGAUAAUUUUCAGGAUCAAAUGAAGCGUGAGCUGUCCUACAGAGAGGAAAUGGUCCAGCAGCUGCAGAUUGUUCGAGACACUUUGUGCAGCGAGUUGGACCAAGAGAGAAAGGCUCGUUAUGCAAUACAGCAGAAGCUAAAAGAAGCUCAUGACGCCCUUCACCAUUUCUCCUGCAAGAUGCUCACCCCUCGUCAGUGUACCGGAGCCUGCACCUUCAAACCCCCGCUGCUGCCCCCAUAGUGCCCGGCAUGAUGCUGCACCUGACCCCAGCACAGCCAAAAAAGAAAACACACAACACACACACACACAUGCGCGUCCGGCUCGCCUCGAGACCUCUCAUGUGUUCGCCUCCCACUUACAACCUGAGGAUUACCAGCCUGCGGUAUAAAUACACACUGAUUUACACACAAGACAUCAAGAUACCCCCUCCCUACACACACACACACACACACAAAACAAAAAAAACUCUUGAGCAAAAGAGAUCAGGAUUUAUUCAAACACGCAGUUUAUAUUUUACGUUGUGAAUCGGAGGAUUGUCGAUCUGAAACUGCAGAGCUCAAACCGAGGAGUCUCACUCUUAAUCAAAGUCGUCUACUCUUUAGCUAAAGAAAGAAAAAAAACCAACACGUUAUACACGUUAUACAUAUAAACAUACAUAUGUAUGUAUGUAUAUCACGUGACAAUGUGCAAUGGCUUGUAUAAUUGUGAUAUUAAGUUCAAAAUGUGUCUCAUUCUUUAUCUUCUGUUGCUGGUUUGAAUGUCUUGAGUUUUUACAUGUAUUUGUUAAUUUAUUUGUCUUUGGUUUAAUUCAUUCGUUUAGGUUCUUUGUAACACUGUAUGUCGUUAAGCACUUUAAAUGGGCAACAUUUCUGAAUUUGAACAUGCCGUCCGAAACCAAAUUCUUUUAUCAAAAAUGUGAGGAUCUUUAUGUUUAUAACAGAGCACAUUAUGAUGAGCACUUACUUCAACAAGCGUCACAAUAAAAGAUUUUCUUUCACCGAGUGUGAAGUGAUAAUUAGAGAAGAACAACCGUUUAUAGAUGUACAGUUUAGACUAGUUUAACACAAAUCUAACCCCAUAAUCUCCUCUGUUCCAGGGUUUUUUCUAUCAUCACACGCUUCUGUGAGUCACAACAGACAAAACCAAAACUUUUUCCUAUCACGUCAUGGUGUGAUUUUAUAAGAAGACACUCAAUAAAACACGUGUAAUCUGCCAUUCACACAGCUGCAGUUUCAUUUUCUUUCGUAUGUUGAAUUUGGUUUGUAAAAAAAAAUAAUAAAAUAAAAUAAAAAUAAAUAAAUAAACACAAAGAGCAGUUCUAAAAGAAAUAAAUCCUGGAUUCUAACACAAUCUACCCAUAAGUUUCCUAUUUAUGUAUGUACCCAUGUCAAUAUUAAUAAAAUGUG